Messenger RNA from Tarenaya hassleriana, 1773 nucleotides. RefSeq names its product root phototropism protein 3-like. The transcript is spliced from 5 exons. Lineage: Eukaryota; Viridiplantae; Streptophyta; Magnoliopsida; Brassicales; Cleomaceae. Gene Ontology annotation, molecular function: protein binding. The record is from RefSeq and is a predicted model, not a curated record. The coding region runs from base 39 to 1745 and encodes 568 amino acids.
CUUCCAUUGUUGUGCAAAAGCUUUUUUGUGAAGGAGACAUGAGUUGCAGAGUUGCAUACUCGGUUCGUGAACCGGUUUUCUUUCCCGUGAGGAGAAGUUUUAAAGACAGAAAACCGGUUAACGGUCCGGUUAUGUCUAAAAAACCGAACCGGUUACAAGUCGUACCGGAGAGUUCCCCUUUCGUAGCAGAGUCUGUGGGAGAAAGAGACAAUAACUGGAUUGUUAGAACAAAGAGAGCAAGUGACCUAAUCGUUAGACUUGGAGAUUCAAUCUUCAACUUGGAUAAGCUAACUAUGAUCUCAAAAUCUGGAUUCUUGAACAGACAAGUUUCACAGAUGACCCCUGAUGUUGUUCAUAUAGACAACUUCCCAGGUGGGCCUGAAACUUUCGGAAUAAUCGUGAAGUUCUGCUACGGUUCGAAGAUCGAAAACACGAUUUCUCCAAAGAACAUCGUACAGAUGUACUGUGCAGCUCGGUUUCUAGAGAUGACGGAGGAUCUUGGAACAGGAAAUCUUGUCAGAAAGGCAGAAGAUUUCCUGUCUCUUCUGAUGUUUUCUUCCACUUGGAAAGACUUGUUUCUUGUCCUCAGAAGCUGCGAAUCGGUUUCUCCUUGGGCCGAGACGUUUGGAGUGGCGAAACGAUGCGCAGAAGCAAUUGCUUGGAAUGCUUAUGUGAAUCCAAAAGAGUGUGUUCAAGAGAAACUUGAAAUGGAAACCGAAGAUUGGUGGUUUGAAGAUGUAUCAUGCUUGAGAAUUGAUCAUUUCAGUGAAGUGAUUGGAUUUCUCAAGAAGAAGGGGAUGAGGUCGGAGAUCAUCAUAUCAUGUAUCGCGCGGUGGACUUCUCGAUGGUUCUCGAGGGUGAUCCCGAGGAGCAACAAUGGCGGCCACGGAGAGAAACCGUCUAACCAAAGGAAUACGGUCGAAACCCUAAUUAGUUUACUUCCACCACAAGAAACCUCUGCCUCCUGCAAUUUUUUGCUUCACCUGCUGAAACUAGCCCUAGCGAUCAGAAUCAGAACCGAGCUAGUGGAAGAACUCGAGAUCCGGGUUGCUUCUGUAUUGGACAAGUCCCUGGUUUCGGAUCUCAUGGUGAAAAAUCUGAAAGAGAAUGGGAGUGUUUACGAUGCUGCGAUCAUUGCUAGGGUUUUGAAGCGUUUCUUUACUUGCAAGACAAGAAAUCUCCCCGGUUCUGAAAGCCUUGCUGUCGGGAGAUUAGUGGAUGAGUACUUAUGCCGGAUCGCGAGAGAUGAGAAGCUGGAAGUGAUGGAGUUUCGGAUGAUCCUCGAAACAUUGCCUGAAAACGCAAGAUCUUGCCAUAAUAGUCUAUACCGAGCCAUCGAUAUGUAUCUCAAGACGCAUCCGGAAAUAACCGAAGAAGAAAAGCUCAGCAUCAUCAAAGCUAUGGAGUACAAUAAACUGUCAAGAGAGGCGAGGCAACAUGUGAUGAAGAAUGAUAGACUUCCGGUAGAGAUCAAUGCUCGAUUCUUACUUGUCGAGCAAGUAACUGCGACGAAAUCGAUCACAGCCGUCGGAUCGGAUUGCCAGAGGACGAAGAGUCAAGCAGCGGCAAAGGUGGGAAAGUUUAUUGAGAGAUCGGGUUCGUGGAUGAAGAAAUUGAAGAGUGACUACGAGAUAAAGAUGAUGAAGAAAGAGGUGGAGAACAUGAAGGUUCAACUUGAAAGUUUAGAAAUGUGUAAGGUGAAAAUUCAAAGACAUGUGAAAAGAUGUGUUCUUUUGGUAAAUUAAUAAAAGUUAGCUUUUAGUCUUUUGUAAA